Messenger RNA from Microthlaspi erraticum, 306 nucleotides. Lineage: Eukaryota; Viridiplantae; Streptophyta; Magnoliopsida; Brassicales; Brassicaceae. The record is from the annotation of a GenBank genome assembly.
AUGAAGAACGUAGCAUUGUUGCUUAUCGCAUUCGUCAUACUCUCGGCAUCAUUCCCUCCUCCGACAGAAGCUAUCGAUGCAGGCCGAAGUCGUUCCAAGAGAGGUGGAGGAUCAUGUCUUGCAAGUGCAAUUCAGGAUUGCUUUGACAGCAUCGCUAAAGGCAUGACAAUGUCAACGACAUGUUGCGAUACACUGCGAGAGCACCAAUCAUGUAUUUGUGAUGUGAUUAAAUCCCGAUUGGGCCUCGAUAUCAAUGUCGUUAACACUCAUCUCAAGGCUUGUGGUAUUGCUGAGAUGAAAUGUUGA